This is a messenger RNA of Gastrolobium bilobum, 2757 nucleotides long. RefSeq names its product receptor-like serine/threonine-protein kinase SD1-7. The transcript has 7 exons. Gene Ontology annotation, molecular function: ATP binding; protein serine/threonine kinase activity. Bases 71 to 2596 code for a protein of 841 amino acids. Gene Ontology annotation, biological process: protein phosphorylation; recognition of pollen. NCBI's taxonomy places the organism in Eukaryota, Viridiplantae, Streptophyta, Magnoliopsida, Fabales, Fabaceae. The record is from RefSeq and is a predicted model, not a curated record.
AUUGGUUCUUGCAAACCAUACAAUAUUGUGAUAGAUUUUGCCAUUUUGGUAAUCAGUCUUGCGCACUAACAUGGCACUGCGUUCUGCCCUUACUUCCUUGCCAAUAUUGUUUUGCCUAUGUUUGUUUUGCGUGAAUGCAACUACCAACAAAACAUUCCUGCGAAUGGGGCAGUCAGUGGGAAACUCAGACACCAUUGUUUCUGACAGUGGGAACUACGAACUGGGCUUUUUUACCAGGGAGAAUUCCACCAAGUAUUAUGUAGGUGUAUGGUUUACAAAGGUUCCAGACGACAAGAUUGUUUGGGUUGCUAACAGAGAUUAUGCCUUUCAAACUUCCUCAGCUGUUCUUACUGUUAAGUCUGAUGGAAAUAUUGUGAUCGUGGACGGAAAAAUGACGUACCAAGUGACCAACAUUUCAAAUAUCGAUAGUACUUACGCUAUGCUCUUGGAUUCAGGAAACUUGAUACUGGUCAAUUACUCGAAUCAAGCAGUUUUGUGGCAGGGUUUUGAUAAUCCUACGGAUACCCUUUUGCCUGGAAUGAACUUAGGACAUGAUUAUGAGUUAGGAUACAGUUGGUCAUUGAGAUCAUGGACAAGUGCAGAUGACCCUUCUCCAGGAGAUUUUUCUCUCGAGUAUGAUUUUGGCCAGGCAAGUCUAAUCAUCAACAAGAGUUCUAAUUCUAAGGUAUUCUGGAUUGAUGACAAUUCCAAUGUUUCAAUUCAGAGUGUUAUUAACCGAAUAGGUAUGGAACAAAACAUCAUGAACUAUUUCACUUGGCAAGCUAAUAGCAAUUCUCGGGUGGUACUAGAAGUUUCUGGGGAACUUAACCUGCAGUAUUGGUCAGAGGAAGAUAAACGUUGGGUUUCUCUACAGUCAUCAAAGUGUGGAACAAACAAUUCUUGUGGAGCUUUUUCCAUUUGUAAUCCUCAAGCUCUUGAUCCUUGUGAGUGUCUUUAUGGUUUCAAGCCGUUUGAUGUUGAUUCUUGGAGGCAAGGGAUCUCAUCUGCUGGCUGUGUCAGGAAAACAGAGUUAUCCUGCAGCAACACAAGCAGUGACACUGUUCAGGGGAAUGAUGGGUUCUUGCAGCUUAGUAAGGUGGAAUUACCUUCUAGCUCAGAUGGAGUCACGUUAAAGACGGAUACUGCAAGAAAAUGUGAAAGUAUUUGCUCUAGCAAUUGUUCUUGUGUUGCUUAUGUUUAUGAUUUUAACGCUACCUGCCAAUUAUGGAUGGACCAAGUAUUGAUUUUAAAGAACAUCUCAGCUGAUAUUUAUAAAGAUAAUCCAAGUUUUUAUCUCAGACUUGCUGCCUCAGAAAUCGUUGAUUCAAACAUACCGAAUGAAACAAAACCACCGAAUGCAUUUGACAAGCAUGAUAACAGGCGGAGGGAUAGACUUCUAAUUGUUAUACUGAUCUCAUUUACAACGUUGCUUAUAAUAUCGUGCCUAAUCACUUACUGGGCUAGAAGGCAAAGGAGGAAAGGUAAGAAAGGGGAAGAUUUGCUACAUUUUGAAGUAGGAAUGAGCAUGAAAGUCAGAGAGUCAGAGUUUACUGAAGCAAAUAAGGGUGCAAAAGUUAAUAACAAGGAAGUUAAAUUGCCAUUAUUCAGUUUCGUGAGUGUUUCAGCAGCAACUGAUAACUUUUCAGAUGCAAAUAAACUUGGUGAGGGUGGCUUUGGACCAGUUUACAAGGGUAAAUUAUUGAAUGGGGAUGAGGUUGCUGUAAAAAGGCUAUCUCGAAGAUCUGGUCAAGGAUGGGAGGAGUUGAGAAAUGAAGCCUUGUUAAUUGCUAAACUUCAACACAAUAAUCUUGUUAGACUUUUGGGCUGCUGCAUUGAUCGAGAUGAAAAGAUGCUGAUUUAUGAAUUUAUGCCUAAUAAAAGCUUGGAUUUUUUUCUUUUUGAUGCAACAAAAAGAAGGAUGCUAGAUUGGGGAACACGAGUUCGGAUAAUUGAUGGAAUUGCACAAGGUCUCCUUUACCUUCAUCAAUAUUCCAGGUUCCGGAUUAUUCAUCGAGAUUUGAAAGCUAGCAACAUAUUGUUAGACAUCAACAUGAAUCCUAAAAUAUCAGACUUUGGAAUGGCAAGAAUAUUUGGUGAGAAUGAACUUCAAGCAAAUACAAACCGGAUAGUAGGGACUUAUGGCUACAUGUCCCCUGAAUAUGCUCUGGAAGGCCUUUUCUCAAUAAAAUCUGAUGUGUUUAGCUUUGGCAUCCUUUUGUUAGAGAUUGUAAGUGGCAAGAAGAAUACUGGUUUUUAUCAAACAAACUCCCUCAAUCUUCUUGGAUACGCUUGGGAUCUAUGGACAAGCAAUUCGGGAACGGAUAUGAUGGAUCCAGCAUUGGAAGAUUCCCCUAGUAAGCAUAUAGUGUUAAGAUAUGUGAACAUAGGACUUCUAUGUGUUCAAGAAAGUCCACAAGACAGGCCAACCAUGUCUGAUGUUGUAUCAAUGAUAGGCAAUGACACUAAGGCGCUUCCUUGCCCUAAGCCACCUGCAUUUCUAAAUGUGAGAGGCAAUGAAAAUUCACGAAUUGCCAGAAGGAUGGCAGAAAACUUAUCUGUGAAUGGUAUGACACAUUCACUUCUGGAAGCAAGAUGAAGUUGAGACUUCUCUCGUAGUAAGAUUUGAUAGUUGUUUUGGAAACACUUAAAAACAUUUUCUCUAGGAAGGUUUCAAUUACCCCCCUCCCCCUCUUUUGUACCUUGAUUUGGUCAGUCCUAUGUUCACGAUUUUAAUUUAUUUAAUUAACCUUUGAAACC